This is a messenger RNA of Aphidius gifuensis, 1299 nucleotides long. Its product is annotated as C-factor-like. The coding region runs from base 136 to 870 and encodes 244 amino acids. Lineage: Eukaryota; Metazoa; Arthropoda; Insecta; Hymenoptera; Braconidae. The record is from RefSeq and is a predicted model, not a curated record. The transcript is spliced from 4 exons.
AAAUACUUAUAAUCAUUAUAAUCAGUAUAUAUAUAUUCAGCACAAUUCAGAUCUCAGUAUAUAUGUAUUUUGUAUUUUUGUUGUACAUACACGUAAUUGGUUGUACUCGGUUGUACUGAAGUAAGAACAGAAAUAAUGAAAUCUAUACUGAUAACCGGUUGUAACAGAGGUCUAGGCUUAGGUCUUGUCCAACAAUUAGUUAAUUUGCCAAGCCCACCAGAAAAAAUAUUUGCAACUUGCCGGGAUAUUUCAAAAGCAACUAAACUUAAGGAGAUAGCUGAUAAGAAUAAAAAUGUUCAAAUCAUCGAGAUUGAUUUAAAAGAUACAACGAGAUACAACGAAAUCAUUGCUAAAGUUGAAGAACAAGUUGGUGAUGAUGGAUUAAAUGUGUUGUUUAAUAAUGCUGCAAUUGCAAUACCGACAACUAUUGAAGAUGUUGAAGUAGAUACCAUGGCAGAGGUUUAUCUUGUCAAUACAAUUAUCCCGGUUAUGCUGACAAAGGCGUUUAUGCCACUUUUAAAAAAAGCUGCUAAAAAAAAAAAUGAAUUUGGAAUUGAUCGUGCAGCAAUUAUUAAUAUGAGUUCCCUUGUUGCAAGUAUCACUGAAAAUACCCUGGGAGGAAAAUAUGCAUAUCGUUGCAGCAAAACUGCUAUUAAUGCAGCAACAAAAUCAAUGAGCAUUGACUUGAAAAAAUAUGGAAUCAUGGCAAUAUCCAUGGAUCCUGGCUGGGUGCAAACUGACAUGGGGGGAUCAAAUGCAAAAAUUGAUGUUGAAACAAGUACAUCAAACAUAAUCAACGUACUUCAAUCACUCGAAGAAAAACAUUCUGGCCAAUACAUUCAAUAUUCUGGUAAAAUAUUACCUUGGUAAACAUAAUUUUAUUUUUCAUACAGUAUACACUCACUUAAAUUUACUAUUUAUAAAUAAAAUAUUUGUUUCUUAUUUCACAUACUUUUUUUUUUUCAAUCAAAUAAAAGUUAAAAUUUUUAAUUCUAUUUUUAUUUUUGAAAGUCAAUUGAUAAUAAUUAUGGACUACUAUAAAAAAAUUAAUCUUUAAAUUUAUUCGAAUAAAAUUAAUUUGUUAUAUCUAUAUGAUUAUCCGGUUUUAUAAUUCGGCAAUUAUAAUUAUAAAUUAUUCAGUCAGUCUUAAGUACUUUUGGUGUUGGUUCACUGUUCUGUGAAUUUGAAUCCUCAGAAAAAUUUAAAUGAGUUGAAAAAUCAGUCAUUCCUUGUGAAUCACUGACUGUUGAAAAACCUGUAACAAUAUUGUUUGUUAAAUAAAAUUAUAUUUUAAAUAAU